Messenger RNA from Salvelinus sp. IW2-2015, 1373 nucleotides. RefSeq names its product V-set domain-containing T-cell activation inhibitor 1. Lineage: Eukaryota; Metazoa; Chordata; Actinopteri; Salmoniformes; Salmonidae. Gene Ontology annotation, cellular component: external side of plasma membrane. The record is from RefSeq and is a predicted model, not a curated record. Gene Ontology annotation, molecular function: signaling receptor binding. Gene Ontology annotation, biological process: regulation of cytokine production; T cell receptor signaling pathway.
UGGACUUCACAUGUGGAGCUACAGUCAAUCUCAUACAGUAUGUAGCUGCUGUAGACGACACAUCACAUGGAUACUGUAUGUGGACUGGUAAAGGGAGCAGCUGGAACUAUCAUAAUCCUGCUAAAAAAGAGCCAGCUACCAUUGAGGAGCCAUGGCCUCAUUUGGACAGAUAAUCUUCUGGGGCUUGAUAGUCAGUAUCUUCGUAACUGCUGGACUCAUCAUUCUCAUCUUGUCUGUGUCAUUUUCAGGUCAGGGUUUGGGAGGUUCCAAGGGCACUGUGGAUAGCAUUGACAAGUGGCCCAUCGGGAACUUGGGGGAGGAUGUCAUCUUGAGCUGCAAGUUCAAGACUUCCACUAACAGCAGGGAAUCGACCAGUCAGGUGUCAAUCACCUGGACGAAGGAGGGGCUAAGUGAAGUGGUGUACAAGUACGAUAAAGGAGCAGUCCAGCUGACGGAGCAAAACCCCCAGUUUAAAAAUAGAACCCUGCUGUUCUCAGAUGCCAUAGGUGGAGGCAAUGCCUCCCUGUUGCUGAGGGACGUAAAAGUGGGAGACAAUGGGGUGUACUACUGCAGUGUGAGCACUCCUAGUUGCUCGGGAACUGCCAGUGUUAACCUCAGAGCUGCAGCUUUCUCAGCCCCCAAAUUCAAGCGGGUAAACACUACCCUAACGGCAGAGGCAGAGAGAUGGUUCCCCAAACCAAACGUCACCUGGUUGGACGUCAAUGACAACGUCCUGAACGAGAGUGAAACUAGCUUCUUCAACAACUCCGCCGGGAUAACUCGAUUCAUCAGCUCCCUUCAGCCAAUCAAAUUGUAUGGCAGCUACACCUGCAUCAUCCAAAACCCUCUGGUGAAGGCUGUCUCCCAGGCAACCGUCAAAGAUACAGAGAUAUCAGCAAGGACUUUCUUCUCCUUCAAUACUUCAGCUGCACCACCCAUACUACUACCUCAAUGGCACGUUCUCGCAGCUACGGCCAGUGUUUUUCUCUGGAUCUACCAGCUAACCUGAUAAACACAUAGACACCAACUGCUCCUCAUAGCCUACAGACAAGGUUACUAAAAGUACUGUGGUAAAGUGAACUAGUCUGGCAUUAUCCACUAGCCUUGGGCUGCCUGGAGUCUGMUGGAAUUUAUGUUGGAUAUAACACGUGGAAAUACAGUGUGUGUGUGUGUGUGUGCGCGCAUGUGUGCACGUGCGUGCGUGGCUAUAGGUUAUCUAAUAAGUGGUGAAAUUAUAGGUACAUACAGCAGCAAUACUGUAAUUACAUAAUAAUAACAAUUCCUUUUUGUUUCUAUGGGAUUCACUGUGGCAAUCAGUCUACUGGGCUAUCAGUGUAACACGUGAAUCUUUAGGACUAUAGUUUCUUUUUUUA